AUGGCUUCGAAACAACACGCCCACUUGCUAUCCCUAGUGAGAAGUAUGAUCCCACCUCUCUCACCUAAAUUACACAAAGGUCAAGCUGGUAGGAUCGGUGUACUGGGUGGAUCUGGAGACUACUCCGGAGCACCUUACUUCUCUUCCAUGGGAGCUAUGCGAUUCGGAGCUGAUCUGGCGCAUGUGAUCUGCGAGCCUGGUGCUGGAGCUGUCAUCAAGACAUAUUCCCCUGAUCUCAUCGUACAUGGUGUCCUGGACGAAUCGAAAUCAAUGGAUCAGAUUAAAGAGGAAUUGAAAGGUAUAUUGGCUAGACUGCACGUUCUCAUCGUCGGGCCAGGUUUAGGCCGCUCAGAGCACAUGCAGAACUGUGCCAAAGUAGCUUUCGAAAUUGCCAAAGAGAAUGAUCAGAUGGGUGUGGUAGUUGAUGCAGAUGGAUUAUGGCUGGUUCAGAACGAACCUCAGGUGGUCAUGGAUUGGCCAGGUGUACCUCGUAUCGUCUUAACUCCCAACAUCAUGGAAUUCAAGCGACUAUGCGAGAAAUUGCAAAUCGACCCCAAUUCCUCGCCCGAAACCUUAUGUCCCAAGCUCGCCUCUGCCCUUGGUAACGUGACAAUCAUCCAAAAAGGCUCUACCGACAUAAUUUCUAAUGGACUCAAGAUCCCUCCGUCUCUCAAGGCAGAAGGAAGCAGCGCACAAGGGAAAGAUGAUAUCUUGGAGAGCGAUACCGAAGGUGGUUUGAAAAGAGUUGGAGGUCAAGGUGAUAUCUUAUCGGGAAGUACUGGUGUACUAAUGGCCUGGGGAAGUGAAUGGGUCAAAGGAUCUUACAAACACGUCGGUCAUCCUCCUCCUUCAGAUAAGGGAAUCGCAGAGAACAUCCCUCUUCUCGCUGCGUAUGGUGCAUCAACUUUCAACAGAACGGUAUCAAAGAGAGGAUUCGAAAAGAAAGGCAGAAGUAUGGUCACUGGAGAUCUGGUUGAUCUGGUUGGGCCAGUAUAUGAGGAGUUGUUCGGGAAACCUGGCGAAGAGGAGGGUAAAGGAAAGCUUUAG
Kwoniella botswanensis is the source of this 1047-nucleotide messenger RNA. RefSeq names its product ATP-dependent (S)-NAD(P)H-hydrate dehydratase. The coding region runs from base 1 to 1047 and encodes 348 amino acids. Lineage: Eukaryota; Fungi; Basidiomycota; Tremellomycetes; Tremellales; Cryptococcaceae. Gene Ontology annotation, molecular function: ATP-dependent NAD(P)H-hydrate dehydratase activity. The transcript has 8 exons. Gene Ontology annotation, biological process: metabolite repair. The record is from RefSeq and is a predicted model, not a curated record.